AUGAUACUUGAAACCUCUUCUAUAAUUAAAAACAUAUUAAUUCUCUUUAUUGCCUCUAUAAUACAAGUUGACGAUAGAUUGGUGGAAUCUGCAACAAAUCCAAUAAUAAUCAAAGGAGCGAAAUUAUUUGAUUCGGUCACCAAAGACCAAUUUUUCAUCAAAGGUGUAGCAUAUCAACCAAGAUCAACAGGGUCCGCAAAUUUUAAUGAUCCCUUGGCUGCGUCAAAUGAUUGUAAAAGGGAUCUUCCUUAUUUGCAGCAAUUAGGUGUUAACGCUGUUCGCGUAUAUGAGGUUGAUAUUAGCCAAAAUCAUGAUCAAUGUAUGCAAAUGUUUUCCGAUGCUGGAAUUUACUUGCUCUUGGAUCUUCCAACCCCUGAUUUCAGUAUUAACCGUGACAAUCCGCAAUGGAAUGUCGAUCUUUAUAAUCACUACACGGCGACUGUAGAUUCAUUCGCAAAAUACCCAAAUGUUUUGGGUUUCUUUGCAGGCAAUGAAGUGACCAAUAACAAAAGCAAUACGCCAGCAAGUGCUUUCGUAAAAGCUGCAAUUCGUGAUCUGAAAUCAUACAUAAAUGCCACGGCCAAUCGACCAAUUCCCGUGGGAUAUGCUAGCAACGACGAUCAAGACACUCGAGUCUCAUUAUUAGAAUAUUUUGAUUGUAUAAGUGAUGGUAACGUGAAUACGCAGGCGGAUUUCUAUGGUCUUAACCUAUACGAAUGGUGUGGUAAUUCGACGUUUGAGUCGUCAGGGUGGGCAGCGAGAACCCAAGAAUUUUCGAAUUAUAGUAUUCCCGUGCUCAUGUCUGAAUACGGAUGUAAUUUGGUGAGUCCGCGUCCAUUUACUGAAGUAGCAACUCUCUAUGGUCCUCAAAUGACCUCGAUUUGGUCUGGAGGAAUUGUGUAUGAAUGGACUGAGGAAGCUAAUAACUACGGUCUCGUAAAAGUAAAUGACAACUCAAGCAUUACACCUUUACAAGAUUUUUAUAAUCUAAAGCAACAACUUGCCAACAUUAAUCCAGCCGGUGUUAAAUACGAUUCUUAUUCACCAGACAAUAAACCUUCAGAUUGUCCGAGUAACUCACCAACUUGGCAAGCAAGCGCACAUUUACCACCAACUCCAUCAGAAAAAGCCUGUCAAUGCAUGGUCUCUUCAUUAUCUUGUGUUACCUCAAAUCAAACUGCCUCGAAUAACCAAACGAUAACUGAUGCAUUUUCAUUAAUUUGUGGGUACACACGGUGUGCUGAUAUCACCGCGAAUGCGACGACCGGCGCCUAUGGAAAAUAUUCUUUUUGUGACGAUGCAGACAAAUUGUCAUAUGAGUUUAAUCUUUAUUAUCAAAGUCAAAAUAAGAAUCCGGCUGCUUGUGAUUUCAAAGGUUUGGCUGCCAUUACGACUCCUUCAAGAACUAAUGAUGAUGAGUGUGCUACUCUUUCAACUACUCCCACACCGUCAAUUAAUAGUAAAAAUAAUGGCAAUAAGAGUAGUAAUGCUGAUGUCAUUAUGAGCAAAGGUUUUGACAUGUGGAUAUAUUUCGUUUGUAGUUUAUUAUUUGUUGAGCUUAUAGAUCUAUUGUAG
Messenger RNA from Ambispora leptoticha, 1575 nucleotides. The record is from the annotation of a GenBank genome assembly. NCBI's taxonomy places the organism in Eukaryota, Fungi, Glomeromycota, Glomeromycetes, Archaeosporales, Ambisporaceae.